Messenger RNA from Platichthys flesus (European flounder), 1269 nucleotides. It is a transcript of the gene sla2a, whose product is annotated as Src like adaptor 2a. The record is from RefSeq and is a predicted model, not a curated record. Gene Ontology annotation, molecular function: protein binding. NCBI's taxonomy places the organism in Eukaryota, Metazoa, Chordata, Actinopteri, Pleuronectiformes, Pleuronectidae. Bases 136 to 906 code for a protein of 256 amino acids. The transcript is spliced from 8 exons.
AGCCUUGACUCUUCAAGCAGACACAUGUUUUUCCUCAAGAGGAUUUGGAAAUGAUUGACUGAUAAAAUCCUUAUCACUGAUUAUUCUCCUAAGGAGCAGCAGGACCCAGUUCAAAUCAGUAAGAAGCCAAAGAACAUGGGCACCUGCCCCAUCAAAUUUCGAUCCAGCCACCCCAUCCUUGAAACUCCACCUGAGCCUGUGGUAGAAGGCCUCCAGGAGAGUGCGAUUGUAUCCCUCCAUAACUACCCGUCCUUGGGUCACACAGAGCUGACCAUGUACAUGGGAGAAAGGCUUACCAUCAUAUCAGACAAUGGGGAUUUCAUGAUGGUGAGAUCCACGACCACGGGUCACGAGGGCUACAUUCCCAACAACUACACUGCCAAGGUGACAAACAGGUGGUUGUACACAGGUAUCAGCAGACUCAAAGCUGUGGAGCUGCUGCUGCAGCCCAGUAACCAGAAUGGAGCCUUCCUGGUGCGAGAGUCAGAGUCAGAGAGAGACUGCCACACGCUGUCGGUCCUGAGGAGAACCAACUCCUCGUACCUCGAUGAUGUGAAGCACUACCGCAUCAGUGCGCUCCAAAAUGGCUGGGUGUACAUAUCCCCAGGACUCACCUUCCCCUCCCUGCAUCACCUUGUGGAACACUACUCAGAGCGUCCAGACGGAUUGUCCAGUCGACUCACAGCGCCUUGCUUCAUCCAGGGUUUAAGUGACCCCAGAGAGGCCAGGCCUGUACCCACAGCUAUCAGGAGGCCGACCAUCAACUGGAAGGACAUAAGCAGGUCCAUGCUCUUCAAGAGGAAGAGGACAGAGUCGGACAACUCCCUGGUGAGCGAGGGGCUGAGGGACGCCAUCAGCUCUUACCUCCAAAUGACAGAAGGCACCGAUCACAGCUGGGACACUUGAGGAAAUGGAUCCGUCUGAUAGAAUGAAGCCAGUCAGAGACACACGGUCAAGCACUGACCCGCCUCAUGUGCACUUUGAGAUGGCCAGUGCACUGGGUCGUCUGGACGCCCACGUGUGGUUAUUGUACACCGGCCUGCAGUGGCAGGAAGGCACUACAAAUCUUGGAGCUGUGACAUGUUUGUCGUUCAAAGGCAAAAAGACAAUGAUUCUCAUUGGUUCUCCAAUGUUGAAUCCAUCUAUUAAUUUAUAAUCCAAUUUGUGCAUGCUGUUUGAAUGUAACAUGUCGUAUGUUAAAUGUAUUGUGAUAUGAUUGUUAUCUUGGGUUAUGUUAUUGGAAUCCAAUAAAAAAAAACUUUUGCAACU